Molecule: messenger RNA, 1842 nt
Organism: Aspergillus oryzae RIB40
Lineage: Eukaryota; Fungi; Ascomycota; Eurotiomycetes; Eurotiales; Aspergillaceae
Exons: 4
Coding region: 1-1842 (613 amino acids)
Biological process (GO): transmembrane transport
Cellular component (GO): membrane
Molecular function (GO): dipeptide transmembrane transporter activity
Source: RefSeq, a predicted model, not a curated record
AUGGUUGACCCACGUUCAGCGUCCAAAGAGCCUUAUGACGAAAAGACCGGCAUUCCGGAUGUCGAAGAAACCUCGCCUUCACCAGUCGAGUACGACGAGGACACGCCCACUGAGGAAGAGUUGGCCACUCUGCGCCGUGUGCCAGGAAGCCUCCCGAUUGUGGCCUAUCUCAUCUGUGUGGUCGAGUUCUCCGAGCGAGCUUCGUACUAUGGUGUUUCGGGCCUCGUUUCCAACUUCGUCAAUCGUCCCCUGCCCGUCGGGGGCAAUGGCUACGGUGCACCUCCGCGGGGUACGCAGCAGACGGCUGGCGCCUUGGGCAUGGGCACUGUCAAGGCCAACGCCGUCAACCAGUCGUUCAGCAUGUUAGCAUACGCCCUUCCCAUGGUCUUCGGCUACCUGUCCGAUGCUCAUACGGGCCGCUUCAAGAUGAUCUACUGGGGUGUUUUCGUUUUCGGUAUCGCUCAUGUCCUGAUGGUGGGAGCGACUGCGCCCAAUCUCCUUGCCAAUGGGGGUGCGAAAGCGCCCUUCUUCAUCUCCCUGUAUAUGUUGUCGGUCGGUGCCGCCAUGUUUAAGCCCAAUGUCUCCCCCCUGCUGUUAGAUCAGAUGCCCAAUACCAAGGCGAAGAUCAAGGUGCUGUCCAAUGGCGAAAAGGUUAUCGUCGACCCUGAGGUCACGACCGAGCGUGCUAUGCUCUGGUUCUAUCUGCUUAUCAACAUUGGCGGCUUCAUGCAGGUCGCUACCUCCUACGCGGAGAAGUAUGUCGGGUGGUGGUUGGCCUUCAUCCUGCCGCUGUUUUUGUAUCUCCCGCUUCCGGCCCUCUUGUUCUGGCUGCGUAAACGUCUCGUGCUCCACCCCCCGGGCGGCAGUGACUUGCUCAAUGUCUGCCGUGUAUUGGGCAUCUGCCUCCGUGGCGGCGGUAUCUUGCGCAUUGGACGCCAUGGCUUCUGGGACGCGGCCAAGCCGUCCGUCAUCGCAGCGAAGGGACAGAACAUUCGGACUCAUUGGAAUGACCAAUUUGUGGAGGAUGUCCGCCGCACAUUCCAGGCGACCGGCAUCUUUUGCUUCUUCCCCAUCCAGUACAUCAAUGACAACGGACUGGGCAACGCGGCGAGCUUUUUGUCGACCAUGUUGACCACGAACGGCGUCCCGAACGAUGUCAUCAGCAACUUCAACUCUCUCAGUAUCAUCGCGUUUGCCCCCGUCCUCAACUACGGGUUGUAUCCCCUCCUGCGUCACUUCCACAUCCGAUAUGGUCCGGUGGCCCGUAUCACAACCGGACUGGCCCUGUCUACUAUUGGUGGCAUCGGCUACACCGUUCUGAACUACUACGCCUACAAACUCGGACCCUGUGGCAAGUAUGGCUCUUCGGACACCUGCGUGGAUGCCGACGGAGUUUCCUUGGUGGCUCCAAUCACCAUUUGGUGGAUGGCCAUUCCCUAUGCACUGGGUGGUAUCUCCGAACUCUUUGUCAAUGUCCCCGCCUACGGUAUCGCCUACUCACGCGCGCCCAAGAACAUGCGUGGCUUGGUCUCGGCUAUCAAUCUCCUCAACACCGCCGUGGCUUAUGCGAUCGGACUCGCGUGCUCAGCCGUGAUCAAGGAUCCAUACCUGACCUGGGUCUUUGGCGGUCCCUCCAUCGUCGGUGGCGUCCUCACCGUGGUUUUCUACUUUAUGUUCCGCCACAUUGACAAGGAAGAAUACGUGCUGAGCGAGAACGCCGAGGAGACACACGUCUUCGAGGGGGCUGGAAACAAAUUUACGGAGAACUCGCAUAACAAAACGACCAACCCAACCCCUGCCAUUGUCGAGAAUGAAGAGUUCGGCAUCUCGCCGAAACAGUGA